Molecule: messenger RNA, 1323 nt
Organism: Suillus plorans
Lineage: Eukaryota; Fungi; Basidiomycota; Agaricomycetes; Boletales; Suillaceae
Exons: 7
Source: RefSeq, a predicted model, not a curated record
AAUAUUGGUGAUGUCUAUGAAGCUGAAAUUGCUAACAUGACUGGAGCACCAUCUCUGAGAACUUUCAGAGGGUGGGUCAAUCAAGGAGGGAGAUAUGUGCUCAUUGCAGGAGGAGGAAGUAUAUAUGCACUUGUCCUUAUAGCAGGCCUAGACCUACACUGGUGUAUAGUGAAGGCUAAUACACAGGUUUCUUGGAAUUUGGGGAAAAUGUUACAAAAUCCUGAUAGUGCCAAUGUUGAUGUUGCAAAGCUUAUAACCUCGCGUAUCAUUCCUACAAUAACUCUACUUCACAAAAGUCUUCCGCUUGCUCUCAACAGCAUAGACUGCACUAAUCUCAAGAGUUCUGAUAGUUUUUUUGAUAAGAUCAAAUUCAGCAACUGGAAACUAUCCUCUCGGAAUCAUUCAGCAUGGAAACCUUGUCUUAAUGUGGUCCAUGACAAUCCACUACUUAUCUCUUUCUUAGAGCACCAAUUUCUCUCAGACUCUUUGAAUAGAGGCAUGACGAUCCCUCCCUUGGACUCAUCCUCCGGUGAAUCAUCUGCUUCUUCAGUCACUAAUCAAGCAUCAUCUCAGCAACUUUCAGCAAAAGUAAUCUACACCAAUUAUGAUCGCAACUUGCCACAAAAUCGCUGCUUCAUGAGCCUUAAUCAUGAUGAAAAUGUUGCAGCGACUGCACAUGAGAGAAAACUAGCUAGUGCUGGUCAUUUAAUCACAGAUUUGGCCAUGCUUGAGUCUAAGCUGCAAGUCUUCUACCCAGAAGGAUACAAACUGCCUAGACAAUAUCUACGUAUUUCUAUGUCUGCACUUGUUGAUGGCACUGUCGACAUAUGCAAUAAGGAUGGCUCUCUUAUGGCAUUCAUUUGUAGUGCGAUGCCUGCGAAUAUGAGGGAGACUUUGCAUGAGAACCUCAUAGCAUGCUUUGAUGGCAUCCCUAGCCUCACAUAUUAUACACCAGCUGAUCAUGGCCAAGCAUUUACUUGUGCUCAUUUCUCUUGGUAUAAUCGAUAUGCUACACAAGGUGAAGGAGCACCUUCUGAAGUGCACCCUCACAAUCUACACAUUCAGAACACCAGUCACACAAAUUUCUCUCAAAUGAUUCCAUACCCCUCAAACGACAUGGAGGAUUUUGGACAGCUUUUCGCUAACUUGGUCACCGCCUUUCAAGACGUUUUUGAGUGGAUUGAGACUAUAUUUCAGACACAUCUACCAGAAGAAUACAAAGUUUUAAUUGAGAUCAUUGAUUUGUUGCCAGGAAGUCCUGGUUCACCAGUGGCUCCUUUUGUAUCUCUGGUUGUGAACAUUAAUGUUUGCACUUUGUCCCAC